GUGUGAAGCAAGAGAAAAAUGGCGUUGGUGCUGUAAAAACGUAAUAAAUUUCUUAUUUAAUGAUUUUGAACAGUGAAAAGUAAACGUAAAGUUGAUAAAAUGUUUCCCGGUGGCAAUGCCAACACGGAUUUGGGAUACAAGAAGCACAAUAAUCAGUAUGUGGGACAGCCGCCGCCGCAUUUUCUUGCAACUGCAGCUGCCACAACGGCAAGUAGCGGAAGUAUGCACGGCGGGGGAAUGAGCAUCGAUUGGGCAAAGUUAGCCCAGCAAUGGAUACACAUGCGCGACAGUGGAGCAUCAGCUCCGCAACUGGCUAAUUUUAGCCUUGUGGCGCCGCCGCCGCCGAUUAUUGGCAAUACCGCACAGUAUCAACAACAAACGCAUCCGCCGACAGAGACGACGAAGCAACCGCUAAAGCGGAACUUGGAAGAACAAGGCGAGGCGGACAUGGAUAUGGAUGAUAACGAGGACAAUGAGCCACAUCAACGGGUGGACGGCAUGAACACGCCCCCUCCCGUGCCCAUAGUUACGCAAUCGCAGUGGCUGGGAAUGGGUAUGGGUGGUAAUGAUUGUGUCAGCAGCGAUGUGGGUGGGGGCGUGGGUGUGGUUGGAGUCUCGCACUGGAAUAUGUGGCAGGGUCGUGGCAAUGUGCCGGCGUCAUCCGACAAUAUUCCUCCUAAUCCCACAGCGCAUAUACCAUCGUUACUCAAGCUAAAUGUGACCAAUCCGAAUGAGCCGCAACAACAACUGCAACAUCACCAGCAACAGCAGCAGCAACAACAGCAACAAAGUGACAACGGCAAUGAUAACCCCACAAAUGGAAUUGAUGCAAACAAACGAAAAAUGUUGCCAGCUUGGAUAAGAGAGGGUUUAGAGAAAAUGGAACGCGAAAAACAAAGGCAACAAGAGCGUCAACACCCGAAGACGCCAACAUCACCGGAAAUUGAAAAAGAGACCAAUGUUAAGCAAGUAUCAAGCAAAACACUAACAACACCUGUUAAUCUAUUGAACAUCUCGCAUAUGGCAAGCGACAGUGAAGAUUCCAAUGCCGCUGCUGAUGAGGUUUUACACAUGCCAAGGGCUCCUCAAAUAAUAGGUAACGAUGUAUUGAGGUUGGGUAAAACGAGCAACAAACAAUUUCAAAGCGAGUAUGCUGUUGAUGACGAGGAUGGUGACAGCGAGGAUAUUGUUACCAACACGCCUGCGACACAUGCCCAGGCACAGACACAACAGAUACAGACAAAGGAUUCCAAUGCAACAGCAUUAAGUGGUAAAACCUACGAAGAAAGACUCGCCGAUUUGAUGCUUGUUGUGCGUCGCACACUAACCGAAAUACUAUUGGAGACGACUAAUGAAGAGAUUGCCGCCGUGGCACAAGAAACAAUCAAAGCGCACCGCGCUAAAGCGUCAUCAGCCCAAGUGAUUCGCAAAAGCGCCUUGUCCUCCAUUACCGGCAAUUUGGGUUUAGCUGCUUAUGGCGAUUCUUCUAGUGAGAGUGAGGAUGAGGACCACGAGAAUGAUGAUGGCAACAGUGAUAACGCAUCGGACCCCAAGGAUGCAGAUAAAAGUGCUGAGCUUAGCGUGGAUGAGUUAAAGGCGCGAAUACGUAAAAGCAAAAGGGCAUUUGAAAAGGUCAUUGACGAGAUAAAGGAUCGUGUGGCACAGCAGGAAGAGCUCGACGAAGAAAAGCUGCAACAUCAUCGAAGAUUGGAGCAUGAUCAAGCAGAGGCUAGAAAAAGACGCGAGCUCAGCCGUCGGCACAUGACAAAUCCUGAACCACCCAGCCAAGUUGAGUCGAAGACGCAACAUGAACGCGAAUCGGCCACAACAAAAACAACUGGUGCCUCUGAAAAUAAACUGCAACAAUUUAAUGGUAAACGCUUGAGUCGCAAGGAGCGCACUACUCGCUUUAGCGACUACAAGGAUGGCAAACCGAGCCACAUUACCAGCUAUGUAAGUCAGUUGCAGCAGCAGACUACAAUGCCAACGCCGGUGUCAGUAUCGGCCACUGUGACAACGACCAAGCCAUCUCCUUAUAUGCAUGCUGUGCCCAAUCCAGCGACAGCCUUGCUGCAAAUGCCCGAAUCGGUGGCUAGUAUGCUAAGCGCUGCCGACAAAGCGCUCGACAAAGCUAGCAAAACGUCGUCGAAGAGCUCCAAGAGCCGUGGAAAUCGCAGUAGUCGAAGAAGUAGGAGCCGAAGCAGGAACAGUAGUACCAGCAGCGAACGCAGCUCUGCGAGCAAUGAAAGUUCCAGUAGCUCAAGCAGCAGCAGUUCAAGUUCCUCGACAUCGGGUGGCAGCAGUAGCCGCAGCAGAAGCAGAAGCAGCGCCUCUAAGACUCACGGUAGUCGGCGUAGGGAUGAGCGUCGUACUCGCCACAAAUAUGAACAGUAUCAUCAGUCCUUUAACUAUCGCAGUCAUCAUGACAGCCAGCCACAACACCGAAACCGUGACAGCCGCGACAGUCGUGAAUACAAGCGACUGCAACAACAGCGCAGUCGCCAUUCCAGCGGCUCUAAUGAUGACGAUGGCUAUAGACGCUCGUCACGUCACAGCAGCAGUCGCAGCCAUGGCAGCAGCAGCUACAGAAAACAGGGGCGUCGCACCCGCUCUCGGUCCCCAUCACGCACUUCCUCAUCCGCGCAGGGGCGCAAGCGCCGUUGAUAAUUCUAUUGCAUGUUAUGUAGCAAGUUUUUAAAAGAAAACAACCAAUUUUACUUCCAUUCAAUACAUUUUUUAUUUAGUUUAUUUCCUCAUUAAAAGUAUUCAAUGUAGUACUUCAAA
Scaptodrosophila lebanonensis is the source of this 2784-nucleotide messenger RNA. Its product is annotated as arginine/serine-rich protein PNISR. The record is from RefSeq and is a predicted model, not a curated record. Lineage: Eukaryota; Metazoa; Arthropoda; Insecta; Diptera; Drosophilidae. Gene Ontology annotation, molecular function: RNA binding. The coding region runs from base 100 to 2664 and encodes 854 amino acids. The transcript is spliced from 9 exons. Gene Ontology annotation, cellular component: nuclear speck; presynaptic active zone.